This is a messenger RNA of Colletotrichum siamense, 2031 nucleotides long. RefSeq lists its product as uncharacterized. Bases 1 to 2031 code for a protein of 676 amino acids. The record is from RefSeq and is a predicted model, not a curated record. The transcript is spliced from 4 exons. NCBI's taxonomy places the organism in Eukaryota, Fungi, Ascomycota, Sordariomycetes, Glomerellales, Glomerellaceae.
AUGGAGGUGCUCGGCGCAGUUUCGAGUGCCGUCGCCUUGGCAGAAAUCUUCGCAAAAAGCGUUCUCACGACGAAGAAACUUUGGGAUGAGGCACAAGAUGUCCCUGAAGAGAUCAAUCGACUGAUGAAUGAUCUCACGCAUUUGAAACCGAUGCUGGAAGAGGCCGAGGCAGUCUUCAAUAAUCAGGCCCAAAACCCAUCUACCGAUACGGGUCUAUUACUAAUGCAUAACUACAAGGAGGUGUCUGGGAAGCUUCACCUUUUAGCUGCGGAUUUGAAUCAACGGAUUGUGACAGCGAAAAGGGGGAAGAGGAACUUGACGAAGCUGAAGGCAAUGUUGAGCAAGACUUUGAUUCAGCGUUACCAGAGAGAACUAGACAGCAUUUCCCAGACACUUUCGUUCUUCUUCAAUGUGCACAACUUGCAUUCUCAGAAGGAGUCACAAGCGUUGCAUUUGGAGUCCAUCAGUUUACACAGGAAUACGGACGACAAGAUUUGUCAGCUUUUGUCCUUGGUUCAGUCUCGUCUGCUGCCUCAAACCGUGCACAAUAUCCAGCCCAGUCGGCUUGAGGGAGAUCCAAACAGUUUCGAUGGCGAGAUGGUAGAAGACGGAGUUGGAUUCUCGAACCAGAAUUGCCUAUUUCAAACAGAAAGACGUCAGAGAACGCAGAAGCCAAAACCGAUCGCUUGGCGCCCGCGACGGUUGUUCGGCGGUUACACCUACCAGACUUCAGAGCAUCCCGGAAAACAGAGAACAAAAGUCAUUCAAGUGCGGCUUGAACUUCCAUGGUGCUUGUCUGGAAGAGCUUGGGACUUUGAAGCACACCGUAGCCCUAUGGGGUGGAACAUGUCGAUCAGACCUUGGACUGUCCGUCCACCCGGCGACCGAAUUUUCAGCCUUGUCAGAGAAGGCUCGUGGCCCGAAAUCGCGGAGCAGUUCAACAGUGGUCAAGCAUCCAUCUCAGACCGCGACGCGUACGGUAACUGUCUCUUGACAAUCGCCUUGGAAUUCGACCGCUAUGAUGUUGCCAGAAGUCUCGUGCACACAGGCUUUGAGAUCGAAGGUUCGAGGGUGCUGCAAGUCAUCGAACAUAUUUGUGCCAACCGACCGUUUGGGCACUCCGAUGUUGCCAUUGUGGAAUGGUUCCAGUUUGCAGCUGAGCUUGGGCUUCUCGGAACUCUCACCGAAAAGAUGUGCGGCGAUGUUGACGUUACACUUGCCUGUCUUGAUGUCUGGCACCACGCUUGGAAACUUCCCGAAGUAUUCUCCCUUUUUAUUACAGAGAGAACUAACUUCCUCGGCGAAUAUUCAAUCCUUGGGCUGUUCCGAAGCCUGUGGUGGAAAAAAACAGACCCUCGAUUUUUCCUAGAGCUCUGUCGCAACAAAAACAUCAGUCCACAGUUUGACAGAGAAUACGUUAUGAAAAACACAUCGGGGGGAAAUAUGGUGGACUUUGCUCAAGAAUAUUUUGCGCUUGCACCCGGACGCGUUGCCCCAUCCGGCAUCCCGUAUUUGGACAGUAGGUAUGAUGGAACGACCUUUCAAGAUUGGAAAGAGCUUGCAGUAUGGGUCUUGACGGACAUUCCGAUGGACGAGCUAGUGUGGCAACCUUCAGAGAUAUCACAAAUCCCUGCAGCAAGUCCCUUCCUAGAAGGCCUGUACUCUGGGACCCAGGAUCUGCAUGAGGGCGAUAGAUCACCUCGCAACAUGCGAUUGAACAAACGUCGACUAAACCAGACCAUGUGCUCUUGGCUUGAGGACGCUCAAGCAUCAGGCAUAGACUUAGCAGAAUAUGGACGGCGCCAGCUAGACAUACAUAACUCCGGUUAUGAAAGCUUUGACCGCAGGUCGAACCUUGGUAUGAUACGUUCGGGCGGCCCGCGACUGAUCUCGUUUAUGUUUGGCCCUCGCCCACAAGAUUGGAAGCUUAUCUGGGAUCCUGACGUCGAGGAGUUUGCAGGAGACUUUUGGGAUUUCACCGAGAAUCCACCUCUUCACAUUCCAGGAGCCUAUCCGGAAGAUGAUUGGUAA